UCUGCAACUCCGUCGUUAAUAAAUUGGACUGAGAGCAAUGGUGGACAAGACCAAGGGAACACCUACGCAAUGGAGGGAGCUCCUCUCAAGCUUUACGGCAUGUGGUCGAGCUUUUAUGUCCAUCGUGUCCAACUGGCCCUCCAUCUGAAGGGCGUGGAGUACGAGUACAUAGAGGAGGAUCUUAGCAACAAGAGCCCUGCCCUCUUGCUCCACAACCCUGUACACAAAAAGGUUCCAGUCCUGCUCCAUGGUGAUCGUCCCAUCGCCGAGUCCAGCAUCAUCAUCGAGUAUAUCGACGAAUUCUGGAAGGCGAAGCCCAUCCUGCCCGCAGAUCCUUAUGAGCGAGCAGUCGUGCGCUUUUGGUGCCAUUUUGUUGAUAACACGCUACGUCCAUCAUUUGGAGUGAUCCUUCGUUCAUCAGGAGAAGGACAAGCGACAGCAGUUGACAAUUUUCGCCAAAACCUAAUGUUUCUUGAAACUGAGCUUCGUGAUGGCUCUUUCAAGGGAAGAAAAUUCUUUGGGGGAGAAAGAAUUGGCAUUCUGGACAUUGUUAUGGGUUGUGGCUUAUACUGGAAUUCAGCAUGUGAAGAUGUAUUAGGGAUGAAGAUAAUAGAUCAAGAGUCCUUCCCUUUAUUCACAUCCUGGUUUGAAAGUUUUAAUGAAGCUAAGGAGGUGAAGGAAGUCAUCCCACCAGCUGAGAAAUUGGUUGAGUAUGUGAAAGGCGUCCUCCAGAAAAUGUUCAAUUAGACAAAUAUUACAGUUUUUCAAUCAAGCAAUCAAUUCUGGAUGUUUUCCUACUUCAUUUGAAUCGACUAUUCGAGAUUCUAAUUUAUAUAGCUAAAAAGAACUUGGAUAUAUUUCUGUAUGAUUUACUACUUUAAUAAAAAUCAUCUCCUCUAUUUUUAUGUUCUUUUCC
Messenger RNA from Elaeis guineensis (African oil palm), 916 nucleotides. Its product is annotated as glutathione transferase GST 23. Gene Ontology annotation, cellular component: cytoplasm. Gene Ontology annotation, biological process: glutathione metabolic process. Gene Ontology annotation, molecular function: glutathione transferase activity. The record is from RefSeq and is a predicted model, not a curated record. Lineage: Eukaryota; Viridiplantae; Streptophyta; Magnoliopsida; Arecales; Arecaceae.